Messenger RNA from Monomorium pharaonis (pharaoh ant), 4986 nucleotides. Its product is annotated as loricrin-like. Gene Ontology annotation, cellular component: RNA polymerase II transcription regulator complex. Lineage: Eukaryota; Metazoa; Arthropoda; Insecta; Hymenoptera; Formicidae. Gene Ontology annotation, molecular function: transcription coactivator activity. Bases 3509 to 4852 code for a protein of 447 amino acids. The transcript is spliced from 3 exons. The record is from RefSeq and is a predicted model, not a curated record. Gene Ontology annotation, biological process: positive regulation of transcription by RNA polymerase II.
ACAUGUUUCUUUAGCACUAUUAUAAUGUUAAUGUAACAUAUAUCACGAGAUCACGUCGAGAAAUAACGGUCUCUCUUAUAAAAUAAGUUUAACAUUUUUCUUUCUGUCAGUUUUAACAGAUAAAUUCUGUCACUGAUAAUAAGGAACAUGUUUAUUAUUUAAAAUUAAAAGUACGUGCACGUAGUGUUACUUUUACACUUUUUUUCAGUUAUUCUAAAAAUUUAACACUUAACUUAAAGUAACACGACAGCAAUAUGUUAAAGCAAACGUGUUAAAUUUUAACCAAGACCGAUUUUAAUGUAAUACAAAAUGUUUUUUUACUGUGUAUUCGACAAAAAUACUUGAAUUAAAGAAAUUUAAUCAAAUUGAAAAAUUCAACCAAAUUAACAACUUUUUUUUGUCAAUAUAUGAAAAAAUAUAAUUAAUAAAAGGUCAGUAUAUUUGACAGCUUUUAAUAACAGCCGUUAUGAAAAAAAGUUUCGACUUUAUAUCACUAUCUUAAUUAUCGAUCUAUCUGAUGAAUCUUUUUUUUUUCAAUGAGCGCUAUGCGCUCCAAUAGAACUCUUUUCAUCAUCUUGUGUUCCGCGUGUGCUAUUAAGUUAUUAUACUUCGGCUACGUGGCGCAACAUUGUGUGCCUCCGGCUGGCGAACGGGCAGCGAAACGGAACCAAAAUUACGUGCUAUUACAAAUUAUUGAUUAUGCCGUACGCGUUGCGCCAUUCACGUUUAGGGCAACGAGCGGCCGGCACCCGCCGUGCUACGCGAGCCGCAAAAUCGCCGGCGCGUUCGUUCGAAGAUGGUGUCCUGGAGACUUCGACGUACGGUAAUCGCGUACAUGAAUCCGAGCAACCCGGAAUAACGUGUCGAGAUCAGACCGACUAUGAAAAACUCAUUUCGCACGCGUGUGACAACGAAAUAAAAAAAAAUAGAAAAAAUAACGACAUGCACCGGACUCCUUCACACCUUCACGUUUCCCUUUCAUACUUUUCCCCGGGUGAGCUUUCGUUUCUUUCUCGCGUCUUCCAAUCGAUCAUGAUGCCUUUAACGGCCUUCCCCGUACGCUAAAUGCAAGACGUUUGAAUAAUGUCCCGUGCGCAAAGAUUUUUCUCUCGCGGUUAUAAAUUGACGUAACACUUGUAUGCAUUUAUUUUCAAGUUAGAGGUCGAAGCGCAUCGAAAAGCGUUCGCCACGUAGAUACUUCGAGCUACCUCGCCUUCUUCGUCAUUCUUCUUCUUUUGGAUUUCGUUGAAAUCGCACGUCGCCACGGAACGAUCGUCGCGUAUAUCAUCGACAGCACUGUCGUUUUCACACCUUUAUGGACGGACCGCGUCCUCGGCCUAGAAAUCGUGAUCAUUCACAUCUCCCGGGUUAUAGCGAAACGUAUCUCCGAACGAAUAUCUGGAUAUUCCAGAUCGUCGUUCACACAUACACACAUAGAUGCGAUAUCCUGAAAUUCGCUUCGUACUACCUCUGAAAUAUACUUCGUGCUUCCUCUCAAGUUGCUUUUCCUUUAAAGAGGUCGAAAGAGUAUCAAAGUGAAUUCAAACGAUUGAAUUUUUUAUGCGACACAGUCAAUAAACUCCAUUUCCUAUCUGCGAAAUUUCGUUAAAAUCUGCUAAAUCGGUGUAUGGAAUAAUGAAUUGUUUUUCCUUAUGAGAUUUUGUUUUCGAUCAAAAAUAGUAAACAUGAACUUUAUGACAAUUUUAAACGUUCUGCGGCUCCAUCGGAAAUCGAAGUUUUAAUAUGUCACAUAAAAAAGUAUAUUUGACGACCAUUUGACCGAGUAAUUACAGGUAUAAGGUACGACGUAACACUGUAAAGUAUGCAUAAGAGAUAAAAAAAUAUAUGCACUAGAAUAAUACUGUAUAUGUAUCGAAAAAUACAUAUUUCUAACCAGAUUUAUCAAACGUUGAAAACAUUGUAUUUCAAUCCUAUUAAAAAAAAAAACAUGUUUAACAGUUCUCACUUUGGCUAACAAGGUGUCGAUGGAACAAAGUUCUCGAUUUUGCGAUCGAGUAAAAUCUCUCCUAGUUCAAAAUCUAAUAAAAGACUCCGCUUAUUUUAAUUGCUCUAAAUCAAAAUGAACCUAUUGCCCUAAAUGUCGCAACUGUAAAUUUAUUGCCCUAAAUAUGUAACUUUGGCACGGGUUCGAUCGAUAAUUCGGCACGACGAGUAUCGACGGCGCGCAUGAUCUGUUUGUAUCCUCUGACGUAGAUUUAGUUAUUCUAGUUUCUACGAGGUACGCGCCUCCCGCGGGUGAAGCUGAGCGUGUGACGAAUAACAAGCGAGCAAUUUUCGUUCGCAACGCUCCCCGCUUACUGAUGGCCCUCAUUGGGGCACGCUUUUUCGGAGAAAGGACUUAGAUAAGAGUGACGUGAUGAUUUUCGAAACCUCACCUUAGAUCGCUUGCGAAACGAGCUAGUCCUGCAUUCGUUGUGCAUGCCUGUUUUCAUAAAUACCAACGUGUUUCAUUAGCCUACCUGAUAGCCGGUGUACUCCCUCUGCCAUCUAAAAUCAUACCUCGAUGCGAGGCACGUAAUUUUACGAGAUGACCUCGCGAAACGUCCAAAAAUCGUCCACAUCUCCCAAGCGUAAUUUUAUUCCGCUUGAAAUUUCGUUGCAAGCUGAUACCCAUUUUUCUCAAUUUCACGAUGUUUGCGUUUCAAGCGAGCCUGAACUGAACGCGCAACGGAAUAUUUUAUAUCCCGUCUCUCUCGCCUGUAUCCGAAUAUCCCCGUCGAGAGUCGACGUGAGCGCCGGCUAAGCCAGCCGAGCAGCGCUACGUUACUCUCGCCGAUCGCUCUCCUCCUCGAGCGGAGCCAGAUGACACCAAGGCCAGGCGGCCGAACGAGAAGAUUUCUCGCGCCAAGUGCGCUGCGCGCGCUCUCGCGAAGGCGAGAGAACAGGAGAACGUCCUGGGGAGACGAAAAAAGGGUCCCCUGACCAGGGUCAAUCGCGCGAGCGGGACGUCCCGUUGCCUGAAAGGUCCUUCGGCAGAGGUCCUUCGGUCCCCACCUACGAUUCCUCGCGGGGGUCCCCCUCUCUUCUCCCCCCUUUCAAAACAGUCGGUCUCGUGUCUCCCCUUAUGUUCUUUCCCCCCCCUCUCUCGUCGGCAUCUGCCUCCCACGUUCCCCGGGAGUCUCACCUGUGGCCGGUAGCAUCCUCCUGCACUCCCGACGAGGACUUUCUCCGAAUGACGGCCAACUAUAUAAGCGAGAUGCACGCUGUUUGAAGCACGUUAGACGAAAUCGCACGGGUGCGUCGAACAGGCCACGCCGUGUCGCCGCGCCCCCUGAUUGCAUCUGUUUCUUCCCUUUUUUUUUUUUUUCGUAAGUUCACCCCGCACGCAUAACGCGAGACUCGGUUCGAGACAGCCUGGGGAAGGAGGGAGAGAGAGAGAGAGAGCCUUCGUUCUUCGUACGGGACGCAAAUUCGUGCAUGUGACUCGGCGUCGGGGAACUCUGCAGAGAAUACCUCCACGAGACGACUUCGAUCGCCAUCGGGGACCAUGAGGUCCGCGAGAAGAAACUGGGCCCCUCUGGCAGCGACCGCGCUGGUCGCGACGGCCCUACUACUCAGGCCCAUCUACGCUGAUGCGCCUGUCUCGGGCAGCUAUCUGCCACCAUCAACCAGCUACGGCACGCCUAAUCUAGGAGGUGGCGGCGGCGGCGGCGGCGGCGGUUAUUCCGGCGGCGGCGGGGGAGCAAUAUCGACGAGCUACAGCGCGCCAGGAGGCGGCGGCGGUGGAUUCGGCGGCGGCGGUGGAUUCGGCGGUAGCGGCGGCGGCGGUGGUGCGCCUUCCGGUAGCUACGGAGCACCACCGUCCUCGAGCUACGGCGCCCCAAGUCGACCUCCGUCCAGCAGCUAUGGUGCACCGCCGUCCAGCAGCUAUGGUGCACCUCCGUCCAGCAGCUAUGGUGCACCGUCUAGCGGCGGCGGCGGCGGCGGCGGUUUCGGAGGUGGUGGCUUCGGCGGCGGAGGCAGCGGUGGUUUCGGAGGCGGCGGCUUCGGCGGUGGUGCGCCUUCCGGUAGCUACGGAGCACCACCGUCCUCGAGCUACGGUGCCCCAAGUCGACCUCCGUCCAGCAGCUACGGUGCACCCCCGUCCUCCAGCUAUGGGGCACCGUCUAGCGGCGGUGGCGGCGGAUUCGGCGGCGGCGGCUUCGGCGGGGGUGGUUUCGGCGGUGGUGGUGGCGGCGGUGGUCGACCUUCCUCAAGUUACGGUGCACCGUCGGGAGGCGGCGGCAGGCCAUCGUCCACGUAUGGUGCACCUUCCGGCGGCGGCGGAGGUGGUUUCGGCGGCGGCGGCGGUUUCGGAGGUGGUGCACCGUCCUCGAGCUACGGAGCACCUUCCUCGACUUACAGCGCGCCUUCGACGCGCUACAGCGCGCCUUCCUCGAGCUACAGCGCGCCGUCCUCGAGCUACGGGGCACCGCGCGGCGGCGGUGGCGGAGGCGGCGGCGGGGGAUACCCGUCCGGAGGUAAACCGUCGUCCAGCUAUGGAGCGCCCAGCUCCGGCGGUGGCGGCGGCUUUGGAGGCGGUGGUUUCGGAGGAGGUGGCUACUCCGGCGGCGGUGGUGGUGGAAUAUCUUCGAGCUAUGGUGCACCCUCGGGUGGUGGCGGCGGAUACUCCGGGGGUGGUAGCGGCGGUUACUCUGGCGGUGGCGGUUUUGGAGGUGGCAGUUCCGGUGGUUACUCCGGAGGCGGCGGUGGCGGUUAUUCUGGCGGCGGCGGUGGCGGUUACUCCGGCGGCGGCGGCGGCGGUGGUGGCAGGCCCUCGUCGUCCUACGGUGCUCCGAGCGGCGGUGGCGGCGGACAGAGCUACGCCAGCAACGGAGGAUACCAAUACUAAUCCAGACAUGUGUUCACCCGGCGAGACGAUCUUCGUGCUUCUCAAUCACGUCGGCUUCCGUCAUCAGACUUUUCCGGAUUGGACGACGCAAACCACCGGACUCAUCAAGACUCGCCAGUUCGAUCGAUCAGCCC